Messenger RNA from Ciona intestinalis (vase tunicate), 1075 nucleotides. The record is from RefSeq and is a predicted model, not a curated record. Lineage: Eukaryota; Metazoa; Chordata; Ascidiacea; Phlebobranchia; Cionidae.
GCUGAUUCCUUUCCAACCGGGGAUUGAAAUCGGGCUUUUAAUUGGUAGCAACAUACCAAGCGCUAUAAAACCUCGGGACGUAGUUUCUGGCGGAGAAGACGAGCCAUAUGCUCAACGAUCAAUUCUAGGGUGAGGUAUCGUCGGAACGGUUUGUAAAGAUCACGUGAUCCAAGAAAAUAAAGCGGUGGUCCACAGAUGCUUUAUGCACUAAAGCGUAAAUCGGACACAAAUUGUAAGGAAAGUGAACACUAAGGAAAUUCUUAAUACCAAUACAAUUAGACAAAGCCUGGAAAGAGAUUUUUUAGAAGAUAAUUCGCUUGAAACGAUGUCAAUCGACGAUCGAAAGUUCAUCGAUAUAAUUACGAGGAACAUAGAACAGCGUUCAGAUGGACAUUAUGAAAUGCCAUUGCCAUUAAAAUCUAGAGAGGUUCGAUUGCCUAACAAUAAAGGCCUUGCCAUUAAACGACUGUCGCAACUUAAGCGCAGGUUUCAACGCUGUUCUUCGUACUACAACGAUUACAAAAUUUUCAUGAAAGAUGUAAUUCUGGAGUGUGCUGAGGAGGCGACCGACGAUAUUGGUUCGGAGCCUAUUGCAAUGGUGAACUAUGUACCACAUACAGGAGUAUAUCACCCAAAGAAACCUGGAAAGAUAAGAGUUGUGUUUGAUUGUUCAGCCGAAUAUCAAGGAACAUCACUAAAUAAAAAGAGAAUGUGGCCGUGAUGACGGAUAUAAAAUCCAUGUUCCACCAGUUCUACGUGAAACGAAUAGAUCGAGAUCUUCUGAGAUUCUUGUGGUGGAAAGAUGGCGAUAUGCAAAAACCUAUAGUGGAACAUCGAAUGAAGGUACAUUUGUUUGGUGCUGUAAGCUCGCCAGGGAUCGCCAAUUUUGGACUUAAACGAGCAGCCGAUGAUGGGGAAGAAGAAUUUGGCAGUAAAGCGGCGAACUUUAUUCGCGAUAAUUUUUAUGUAGAUGACGUCUCUUAUCUGUAGCAACCCCUGAGGAAGCAAUUGAUGUCAUACACCAAGCUAAAGGUGUUUGUGAGAAAGCUGGUUUGCAGCUCCACAAAAUCAUCAG